Lymnaea stagnalis (great pond snail) is the source of this 3381-nucleotide messenger RNA. NCBI's taxonomy places the organism in Eukaryota, Metazoa, Mollusca, Gastropoda, Lymnaeidae. The record is from the annotation of a GenBank genome assembly.
AGGUUGUUCCUUUUGAUUUUCCUAAAAUAUUGGGCUCUGGUUUCAAAAAUGCAGAUUUCUUUGUUCGCAUCAUGAUGGCUGACAGAGGUGUAAGACUGAGAAAAAUGUUGUAAGUUACUCAAUCCAUGUGCCAGGACCAUUACACUUUCAAUUAUUAUCACUAGUAAAUAACAAGACAUAUGCUGGGCUUGACUAAAUACAAAAAACAAAAUACAUAUGUGUUUUGAUAUUGCCUUCUUGAUAUAUUUUUAAAAGUUUUUUUUUUUUAUAUGUUUGUUUAGUAGUGCUUUAUCAUGACGGUAAUUUUUUUAGUUUGUUAAAUUCUUUAUGUUGUUACUUCUAUUUUUUAUUUUAAAUUAACCAAAAGGAAAAAUGAUGAACUAGCCCUGCCAUUGAGACUUCUGUUAAAGCUGGGGACAUUGCCAGUUUGGCUAGUGAAAGCUCUUGCAUUCAUUGCAAGUUUUAAGGUCGGUUCUUUAAUAAAGAAACUUUAUUUGGUUUCUGGAAGUAUAGAACUAUACUGGCAUCAGAUAAAAAAAACAAAGUGAAGACAAACAUUUAGAUGUGACUAACAUAUUGAUAACCCACAGCUCCUAGAGUCAGUAUAAAAAUCAUAAGUCGUUCACUCUUUAGAUCUAGUUUUAUUCAAUUCAUUAAUUUUUUUUUUUUUUUUUUUUUUUUUUUUUUAUUUUUUUUUUUUUUUAAUUUUUUUAAUUUUUUUAUUUUUUUUUUUUUUUUUUUUUUUUUUUUUUUUUUUUUUUUUUUUUUUUUUUUUUUUUUUUUUACUAAUUUAUUUUUUUUUUUAAAUUUCCUAAAUAUUUUCAGGAUCCUUUUGGUGCAUCUAUUCUCGGCUGCAGUGUUGGAUUUGAGUAAGUAUGGUUUUAUAUUGUAUGACCGACGAUUUAAGAAAUUAUUGUAUAUUGUAUUACAUAUGUUUCAAAGAGAAUAUAUUUUUUAUAACUUGUGUUAUCUUAGUAAUUUGAAGUUAUUUUAUAUUUUUAUUCUUUGCAGCUCCAUUCCCGAUUUCUUUGAUCAUGUUACAUUAUUUCAGGUAAGUUAAAGAUCACUAUUAUAUCACAUUUGAAGAUGCAAAUUUUUUUCAAAAACUUUAUUUUCACCUUAAAAUCAUUUUAUCAUAUAUAAUCACUGACUAUUUUAUGAUCAUUACCAUUAUGUCAGCCCUGUAUCCUAUGGUAACUUUAUUUUUGGGGGAUGGAGGUAAAUCCUCAACCACCAAAGGUAGAGACAGUAGUCAUCUUGGUCUGAGCUAAAAAAAAAAUCAUGUAUCUAAAAAUAGCUUCCAUAAUACUAUUUCAAAAUAAAUCCAGAAUGUAAUAUGCAAUUUUUUAAAAUGAUCUCACACAUAUUUAAUACAACUUUAUCAUCUUUUUAUCACUUCCCAGCAUAUUUAUCACUGACUUUUUUCAUCACUUACCAUCUAAUUAUCACUUACUAUCUAAUUAUCACUAUCUAACUUACACUUACUAUGUUUCUUAUCAUAAAUCAUCAUGGUAAAAGAGUUCAGUAUAUUUAAAACAAAAAUAAUUCUUCCUAAAAAAUAUAUUUGGAAAACUGACCAAAAUUUAAAUACUUCAAUACAUAUUUUUAUGAAUUUCUUGUCAUGAAGUUUAUGUUCACUUGUUUCACCCUCUGUGUCCGAUUUUUUCCUUUAAGUUAUUAUUUUUUUUUUCCUCUUCAUUUCCAAAUGUAUUUAUUUUACACUCCAUUAAUAAGAAUUGGCAAGAAGAGUUUAUGGAAGCGUGGCUUGGAAAACGUCUUGAUGCUGUCAUUUGUCCAGUGUUCCCCAGCCCAGCACCGACCAGAGAUGUCAUUCACCAAGUUACACGUAUGUAACUCACAUUUAGUUAAUGUAGCUAUGGCAAUAACAGGAACACAUGUCCUAGAACUAGAAUAUUAAAUUUGACAACUAGAAGAGUGUCCCAGCAAAACACAUUUGGAUUAGAAAGACACAUGUUGAGUAUUAGAAAGACACGUUGAGGAUUAGAAAAGCACAUGUUGAGGAUUAGAAAGACACAUCCUUCAUUCACUUUCAGGUAUAAUAUGUAACCUAUUUUGCCAACAGCCUGUGGUUUGUAUUGCCAGCUGUACAAUUCCCUCAACUACCCUGCUGGUGUCAUCCCAGUCACCACAGUUAAUAAGGAGGAUCUAAGAAAGACUUUUGAUGAGAAUUUCUUCACCGCCAACUCUAUGAUUCACAAGCUCUUACUGAAGGCAUGUCAAAUUUUGUUUUGAUUCAAUGUGUAGGAUGUGAAGAGCAAUAAUUAUUUCCAGUUUUGUAAACAAAUGUAUCAUGGUGUAAAUGCAGCUCUAAGAGUAAAAUUAAACAACCCUUAAAAACAAAGGUUUUUCAAAUAAACCUUUUGUGAAUUGUAAUAUCAAGCCAUGGGGUGUGGGGCUGAACAUUUGACAAAACAUGCAUUCAAGUAAAGCACUUAUAAGGAUCCAGAUUAGUCCUGCAACCGCACAUUUUUUUCAUGCCCUGAACUAUAGUAAUAUUCUAAUGACCCACCCGCUUUUACACAGCAGAUUAAUUUCACCAACUAUUUCCGAAAAAACAAAAGAAAAUAUUACGCACCUUGCAAUAUUUUUUAAAAGAAUCUCAAUUAGUGCAGUUACCUGAAAUUUAAUUUUAUCUCCCCUUUGAAAAACCAGAAAAACUGAAUUUUGGUGGGUGGGGUUAAAAAUUUGAUAGAAUGUGUUGUCAUAAGCAACGAGUCUUUGUGUCAAGUUUCAGCUGUAGCUUGAUAGGAAGUGGGCCAAUUGGCCAUCUGAAGAUUUUGCCACCCAGCCUGCCUGCCAGCCAGCCACCCACAAACAAAAGCGAAGUUAAUAUAAAGGAUUUAAAAACAAUAUUUUCCUGAAAUCUUUUGAUAGCUUUAGUUUUCUUUUAAAUGUUGGUUGGAUGUUAAUUCCUCACAUUACAAAUAUUAAUGAAUGCUAGGUCGAACUUUAAUUCAGUCAGAUUGAAUUUUUUGUCUUUGCAUUUCCUGUUUCAGAGCACAAAAAGUUCUGAAGGGAUUUCUGUAGGAGUUCAAUGUGUUGCCCUACCAUUUCAAGAGGAGAUGUGUCUCAGAGUCAUGAGAGAUUUAAACAAAAGUCUCCAAGAACAUAGAGAUUAUAUUGGAUAACAAGAACAUUGAUUAUAUGGGAUACAAAGAAUAUAGAAAUCAUAUUAGACACAGACAUAAAUAUAAAUAUACAUAAGAAUGAGCUUAGGUAUUCAUAUAACGCUUUAAAAAACUGACUCAAUUUAAAUACAUUCAGAGUUUUAAAAGCAAUGAUAGGGAUUUUAUUUUACGGAAAUGGAAUAAAUUUAAAUAUGCUAAAAAUAAAAUAUAUCUGCUCAUAUUUAAGAACAAC